UCAAUAUUUGCGUAUUUCUUUAUCUCAGUCGAGACGCAGUUGUAGUCGUGUCUACCUCGAUCACCUUCAUAACCUGACUAAGAACACAACUUUUUGCGCGUCAGUUUUUGCGCGUUGGUCUUGACGAGGAGCAGCAUUCUGGAAGAAGUACUCCUCACGCAUUACAAAGAUCAGAGUUGAUAGAAAGUUAAAACAUUCACCGAUUUGCAGGAUUCAAUAUCAACGUUGACAGACCUAAAAAAUAUCAGUGAGAUGACACGAAACAGCAAAGACUACAUUGAAGAUGUGUUAAGCAUGUCGGAUCUUCCAAACGCUAAAGACGACCAAAGUGAAAUUCCUCAAUUCUUCGCGGGAUGUAACGUCCUAAUAACGGGCGGUUCCGGUUUCAUUGGUAUACUUCUAAUAGAAAAAUUAUUGAGAUGCUGCCCGAAUAUAGGAAAGCUAUACAUAUUCAUGAGGGAGAAAAAAGAUAAAAAACCUGACGAGAGAUUUAAACAACAUUUCGACAGCCCAGUUUACGACAGACUGAAAAAAGAGCAGCCCAACUAUAAUUCUAAAAUAAUAAUGAUAGAAGCCGAUAUGACCAAGUUGAAUCUUGGUUUGUCACAGAGAAAUCGAGAACGUCUGUUAGACACAAACGUAAUUUUCCACGCAGCAGCGACUGUACGAUUUAAUGAAACAAUUCGAACUGCGGUGACCAUAAACGUUAAAGGAACGAAGCAGCUUCUGUUUUUAGCAAAAGAAAUGCCGAAUUUAAAAGCAUUCGUCUACGUAUCAACUGCAUUUGCUCAUUGUGUAAACAAUUACAUCGAGGAAAAACAUUAUCCAACGCCUAUGGAAACGGAUAAGAUUUUGACCUUGCUCGAUAUUUUGAACGAUGAACAAUUGGAGAAACUCACGCCAACAUUAAUAGCUACAACCACUGGCACUUAA
This is a messenger RNA of Vollenhovia emeryi, 933 nucleotides long. Its product is annotated as fatty acyl-CoA reductase 1-like. Gene Ontology annotation, cellular component: peroxisome. The record is from RefSeq and is a predicted model, not a curated record. Gene Ontology annotation, molecular function: alcohol-forming very long-chain fatty acyl-CoA reductase (NADP+) activity. The transcript is spliced from 6 exons. The coding region runs from base 253 to 933 and encodes 226 amino acids. NCBI's taxonomy places the organism in Eukaryota, Metazoa, Arthropoda, Insecta, Hymenoptera, Formicidae. Gene Ontology annotation, biological process: long-chain fatty-acyl-CoA metabolic process.